Dioscorea cayenensis subsp. rotundata (Guinea yam) is the source of this 982-nucleotide messenger RNA. RefSeq names its product (DL)-glycerol-3-phosphatase 2-like. Gene Ontology annotation, biological process: glycerol biosynthetic process. Lineage: Eukaryota; Viridiplantae; Streptophyta; Magnoliopsida; Dioscoreales; Dioscoreaceae. The transcript has 6 exons. The record is from RefSeq and is a predicted model, not a curated record. Gene Ontology annotation, molecular function: sn-glycerol 3-phosphatase activity. The coding region runs from base 114 to 833 and encodes 239 amino acids.
UUCUUUCCACUCUGCUUCCGGGAAUUCGUUCCGUAAGUCUGGAACUGAGAACUCGAGAAACGGAUCCAAGGUCGGAAGCAAAGCUUGGAACAUUUUUCUCCAUAGAUCCAGCAAUGGCGGAAGACAAGGUUCCGGAGAUCUCUCCUCCGACGAUCAGAGCUCAUAUCACCCAUGUUAUCUUCGAUAUGGAUGGGCUUCUCCUCGACACUGAGAAGUUCUACACUGAGGUCCAGGAGAAUAUCCUGGCAAGAUUCGGGAAGACUUUUGACUGGUCUCUUAAGGCAAAGAUGAUGGGGAAGAAGGCGAUUGAGUCGGCCCGGGUGUUCGUGGAGGAGAUGGGCCUUACGGAGUUUUUGACACCAGAAGGGUUCCUUGAGGAGAGGGAGGCGAUGUUGCAAGAGCUUUUCCCCACCGCAGAGAUCAUGCCGGGUGUCAAACGAUUGAUCAGUCACCUUCAUACAAAUGGAAUACCAAUAUGUGUGGCAACUGGGUCCCAUACACCACAUUUCAAACUGAAGACUCAAAACCAUAGUGAAAUUUUCUCUAUAAUGCAUCAUGUGGUUACUGGCGAUGAUCCUGAUGUGAAGAAAGGCAAGCCAUCUCCUGAUGUAUUCCUUGCUGCAGCUAGAAGAUUUGAGGGUACUGUUGAUCCACGCAAUGUUUUAGUUUUUGAAGAUGCACCAUCAGGAGUUGCUGCAGCUAAGAAUGCAGGAAUGUCAGUAGUCAUGGUCCCGGAUUCAAGAUUGGAUGCUUCUCAUCACAAAGAAGCUGAUCAGGUUCUCAGUUCUCUGCUGGACUUUUCACCGAUUGAAUGGGACCUUCCUCCCUUCUGAUAUGACUUAGCAUGUUUCAUCCAAUUCAUUCUUGCUGCCACUGCUGCUACAGAAUUUGUUAAGUUGCAGCAAUUUAUUAUUAUCAUUAUCAUUUUUAUUACAUGAGAAUUGAAUCUUUAUUCAUGGUUCUAGUUUUUGCAGUCAUUCUA